This is a messenger RNA of Gorilla gorilla gorilla (western lowland gorilla), 1725 nucleotides long. It is a transcript of the gene PARVB, whose product is annotated as parvin beta. The record is from RefSeq and is a predicted model, not a curated record. Gene Ontology annotation, biological process: actin cytoskeleton organization; lamellipodium assembly; establishment or maintenance of cell polarity regulating cell shape. Gene Ontology annotation, cellular component: cytoplasm; actin cytoskeleton; focal adhesion. NCBI's taxonomy places the organism in Eukaryota, Metazoa, Chordata, Mammalia, Primates, Hominidae. The transcript is spliced from 13 exons. Gene Ontology annotation, molecular function: actin binding. Bases 84 to 1178 code for a protein of 364 amino acids.
CGGGGCCGCGCCCUCGGCCACUCCCCGGGGCGACCAGGCGGCUCCACACGCGCUGCGCCCGCCGCCGGCCCCACGCGCGGCCCAUGUCCUCCGCGCCGCGCUCGCCCACCCCGCGGCCCCGCAGGAUGAAGAAGGACGAGUCGUUCCUGGGCAAGCUGGGCGGCACCCUGGCCAGGAAGCGGAGGGCGCGCGAGGUGAGUGACCUGCAGGAAGAAGGCAAGAAUGCCAUCAACUCACCGAUGUCCCCCGCCCUGGCGGAUGUUCACCCUGAAGACACCCAGCUCGAGGAGAAUGAGGAGCGCACGAUGAUUGACCCCACUUCCAAGGAAGACCCCAAGUUCAAGGAACUGGUCAAGGUCCUCCUCGACUGGAUUAAUGACGUGCUGGUGGAGGAGAGGAUCAUUGUGAAGCAGCUGGAGGAAGACCUGUAUGAUGGCCAGGUGCUGCAGAAGCUCUUGGAAAAACUGGCAGGGUGCAAGCUGAAUGUGGCUGAGGUGACACAGUCCGAAAUAGGGCAGAAACAGAAGCUGCAGACGGUGCUGGAAGCAGUACAUGACCUGCUGCGGCCCCGUGGCUGGGCGCUCCGGUGGAGCGUGGACUCAAUUCACGGGAAGAACCUGGUGGCCAUCCUCCACCUGCUGGUCUCUCUGGCCAUGCACUUCAGGGCCCCCAUACGCCUUCCUGAGCAUGUAACGGUGCAGGUGGUGGUCGUGCGGAAACGGGAAGGCCUGCUGCAUUCCAGCCACAUCUCGGAGGAGCUGACCACAACUACAGAGAUGAUGAUGGGCCGGUUCGAGCGGGAUGCCUUCGACACGCUGUUCGACCACGCCCCGGAUAAGCUCAGCGUGGUGAAGAAGUCUCUCAUCACUUUUGUGAACAAGCACCUGAACAAGCUGAAUUUGGAGGUGACGGAACUGGAGACCCAGUUUGCAGAUGGCGUGUACCUGGUUCUGCUCAUGGGCCUUCUGGAAGACUACUUUGUUCCUCUCCACCACUUCUACCUGACUCCGGAAAGCUUCGAUCAGAAGGUCCACAAUGUGUCCUUCGCCUUUGAGCUGAUGCUGGACGGAGGCCUCAAGAAACCCAAGGCUCAUCCUGAAGACGUGGUUAACUUGGACCUCAAAUCCACCCUGAGGGUUCUUUACAACCUGUUCACCAAGUACAAGAACGUGGAGUGACGGGGGAGCUGUGGAUGGUGGCAGGAGUGUCCCAGCAAGAAAGGCGGCAUCCGUCUGUGCCCUGUGCCUUUCCAGGGAGCCAGGCGCCAUGGGCUUCUGGUCCAAGCUGUGUUGACUGUCAUCCCCACCCCACCCCUACCUCACGCCUGCCCCACCCCCUGCCUCUUUCGGUUGUUGUUCUUAAUCUCCUCUCCAUGUAGUUCCCAGUGGGCAAGAGCCUUUGAAAAUGCAGGAUUCUAAACACUCGUGCUUGCGUUUGAGGCCUCGCGUCACUCAGUUGCGUGGGAUGAUGAGUCCGUUGUUGUCUGCCUUGGCUGAAAGAUGAAGAAAAGCCUGAACCCCAACCCCCAGCUGACUGAGAGCACCCUGCAUUCUGCCUCAUGGUGCAAUUAGCGAUCACAGGCCUUCAGAAGUACAACAUCAGCUCAGCAGGAACGCCAGCUCCCCGAGGACCCGGGCUUGACGAUUCACCGGGGAUCUCCUGGGCUGGGCUCUCCUUGGAAGUGAGGCCUUUUAUUAAAAAUAAAAGGGUUUUGCAGUUUGAAAA